CUUGUCAGAUAGUGUCCUUGGUGGAUUGCUUGUCUGGAAGACUUUUGUCUAAAAAUACAAGCAGAAGGACAAUUUGACUUUCAGAGCAUCGAUCUCUCUCACCAUGGCCAACAAGCCCAUUGCAAAUCCUCAUGAAGAGGCCUACAUCGCCCUGACGAGAGGCUUGAAAGAGCUGGACCUCCGUAACCCCUGUGAACCCAGUGACCUAGUGCUGAUUGGAGACCAUGCCUUUCCUUUAGCAAUGAACAGCCAAGGCCAGGUCCUGAUGGCUGCCUCUCUGUACGGCCGUGGACGGAUUGUGGUCAUGGGUCAUGAGGGCUACAUGACCACCUUUCCCGAUCUGGUAGAGAACGCUCUGACCUGGCUGAGAGGAGAUGGAUCCAACAAUAUGUCUGUUGGAACCAGCCAAAAAGUCAAGGCAGUCGCUGAUAACCUCAGCAAGUCCAGCUACGACGCCAAAGUUGUGGGAUCCUUCAGUGACAAACUGGGGCUUGGUGUGUAUGUGACAGAUGCCUACAGCGUUGGUCCACACGCGAAGGAGCUGGUGGCAUUUAUGAAAGCUGGAGGAGGAGUGCUGAUUGGGGGGCAGGCAUGGAGCUGGGCUGCAGGUCACCCUAAGGAGAACACGCUGCUGAUGUUUGUGGGGAAUAAGAUUUCUGGUGUGGCAGGGAUCUACUUCUCUGAGCACAGAGGUGUGAAGGAAUGCCUGCCUGUCUACCCUUCGAUCCCAUCUUCCUGGAUGGCUGUAGUGAUUGGAAAGGAUUUUGAGGAUGACUUGGAGUUCUUACUUCAGGGAGUUAAAGAAUUUGACAUCCAGGGUCGUUCAAUAGCCUCCGAAGUCUUGGUCCAUGGUACACUAGCCUUCCCCAUUGGUACCAAUGAGAGCGGACAGGCGUUCAUGGCAGGAACUUACUAUGGGCAGGGACGGGUUAUUAUCACCACUCAUGCAGGAUUUAUCGGACGAGAGUCACUGGCUCCAUUUUGGAAAAAUGCCAUUCACUGGCUGGAUGAAGGCCGGCAGGGGGUUGUUGGUGUGCAAGCAAAAAUUCCCCUCAACAAUCUCAGCAAGUCGGGGUUGCGGUGUGAGACGACAAGCCUCAGGAAAGACCUGAGUGUGUAUGUGUGUUUCGCGAACAGCGACAAACAAGCAGAGGAAAUCCUAGAGUUUGUGGCAGAGGGAGGAGGCCUGCUGAUUGGUGGACAUGCCUGGCACUGGGCUCAGUGUAACCGUGGGCAAAAUGUAUUAACAGAAUUUCCAGGAAACAAGAUCCUGAACCCAAUGGGCUUGAGCCUGCUGGGUACAAUGAUCAAAGGAGGGACCUACAAGGCCCCUGUGCCAAGCCAGGCCAUCAAAGACAACUACUACUUCCGCCACCUUCUACACCGCUUUGCCCGUCAUGUGACCCAGGGGGAGAAACUCAGCAAACAGGAAGAGGAAAACCUUAAAAAGCUGGGCUUUGACUGCGCCACCUACUUGACAAUGGAGGCUCAUGACUGCCCCUUCUAUAAACAGGUUGUGGCCUCCCUCACUGACAUCUUGACUAAGUCAGGCAUGCCACAGGUGUGUGACAAGUGUCCCGUGAAGAAUCCCAAAGACCACAUGCUCCUCACUCUGGGGCCAGCGGUGUAUAAGGCUUGCCCAGAUCCUGAUGCCCUCCUGCCCUACCUCAUCAAGCAAAACCCUGUGAUGCCAGUUGUCUACAACCACAAGAUAAAGAUAGAUGUUGACACAGCAGGAGGGGAGGAGUGGUUCAGUACAGGUCUCUACCUCUCUCCUGGUAUGAAGACCUACAUGGCCCUGCCAGCGGAGAUCGUCAACAAGGACUGGAAGAUCCAGAUAGGCUGUCAAACAGACUAUCUCAAAUCUCCAGUGCUGAAGAGAGCACCGUGUGUUCAUGAGCGAUUUCCAAUAACCUCAGAGAUGAUGCAGGUGUGGAACCUGUGGGGGGGACUCAUCUAUCUGGUGGCUCCACCCAAAACAAAACUGGAUGGGGUAGAGGUCACAGUGCAGAUGGCUGUACCUGCGCCAUAUUAUAAAUCUGGCGUGACAACACCUGCCGAUUGGUCACUGCUGCGCACAGCUCCUGCACCCUGGGCAGAGCUGGAGAUGGAAAACAUCAUCCUCACAGUACCAUCAGAUGUUGUUCGGAACAUGGAGCGCCCUGAUGAGGUGGCAGCGCUUUGGGAUGACAUCAUGAGGACUAUUGCUGACCUGGCUGCUGUACCACAUAAAUUUCCUCGCAAGGAACGCUUUGUAGCAGAUGUGCAGAUUUCCCAUGGUUUCAUGCAUGCAGGUUAUCCUGUCAUGGCAUACAAAGGCACAGCAUCUGUGCUGGUCAACCCUGAGUACAUUAGGACUAAAGGCAUGUGGGGGCCCAUCCAUGAACUGGGACACAACCAACAGAGAGCCUGCUGGGAGUUUCGACCACACACCACUGAGUGUACAUGCAACCUGUGGUCAGUGUACGUGCACGAGGAGCUGUUUGGUAUCAACAGGGCAAAGGCUCAUGGAGCUAUGACUGCAGAAAAUCGAAACAACCGAGCAGAGCAGUACGCCAAGGGCGGCAAGAACCUCAAAGACUGGAGCAUGUGGGUGGCCCUGGAGACAUACAUGCAGCUCCAGGAUAAAUUUGGCUGGGAUGCCUUUAAGAAGGUGUUUGCUGCUUACCACAAGAUGAGCACCUUUCCGAAGGACAACAAAGGGAAGAUGAACCUGUAUGCUGAGACGUUCUCCCAGGCUGUGGGGAUGAACCUGUGUGGAUUCUGUAAGUCCUGGGGCUGGCCCAUUGAAACAGCCACUGAGGAGAAACUCUCCGACCUGCCUCCCUGGAGCGACCACCCCAUGGUCAAGUAUGACUGAACUACUUCAGACUGCUGCAAUUCAAAAGUGUAGAGGCAUGGGUUCAAUAAUAUGGAGCCCUAAAAGUCCUAAAAGGUGAUUUUAUUUUUAUUUUGUGCACACAAGAUGAUGAACUACGGUGCACAAGUUAAUUAUCUUGUACAAAUAAAUUAUCAUCUUAUGAGCACAAGAUUAAAAAAAUCACUUUACGGGACUCUAUAAUCUUCACAUUGAGUAUUUAGUGGGUGGUAGAUUCAGCUGACUUUGUUUCCUUUAGUUGCUGUUGUAUUUUUUUUUUUUUUUGUAAUUUUUUUUUGUUUCAAAAAGAAACAGGGAAUACAUAGAUGACUAUACUACUUUUAGUGUGCAGGAUUUAGUGGGAUAUAUUGGCAGAAUGGAACAUCAUAUUCAUAAUUACAUUUAUAUAUAUUUUUAUUAUUUUAAACUGAGAACUGUUGUGUUUUUGUGACCUUAGAAUGAUAUGUGUCUACAUACAGGGUCCUCUUCCACUAAGUUUGCCCUGUCUUUUCUACAAUAGCCCAAAACAGACAAUCCACACUGUGGUUUUGUCUGACUGAAGGGAAUGUAUAUAGCGCAGAAAGAGGACUUCACAACAAUUGACAUUAGUUUUUGGAAUAAUGAGCUGUUAGAGAAACACGCUUUCAGUCCAAUGGGACAUGUUUGAGAUUAUGGGGAUUUGAAAUUGUGGGCCAUCGGAACAACAGCAUGGCACCGCUAUUGUUUACUGUGGGCAAAGAAUGUACGUGUAAAACAAAAACCCAGAGGCCAUGUAUCAGACACAAUUAUUGUCAGGUUUAAACUGAAACUGUACCCUUGCUUUACUCCAUCAUGCAAAGUUAGUCAUGCAGCAAGAUGUUUGGAAGAUUUUUAACUUUACAGGAAGCAUCUUCCAGUGAAAGCUUCCUGUUCGGGUCAUAUCAACUCUCAUGCUUUUACAGAUGUGUGGAUGAUUCAUGUGAUACAUUCAUGGUAAGUGACUCAGGCUGUGGGGGAUGCACAUUGAGGUUUGAUAAGGGAGAGACAAAGAGAGAGUGUAAGACAACAAGAUGAGGUGUGGCGUGUCCCGUGGUGGCUGAUUCUUUCCAAUUAUUCAAGAAAAUAAUAGAAUUUGUGUUGUGAGCAACAAGGCAAUGUGUGGAUACAGCCUCAGUCUGUCCUGAGUAGACACUCACAUAUAUCAUGCAGGACUCUCCUCCUCUCUGUAUUUGAAAUUUGUGUGGGAAGAACCACAAUUUGAGGACUAUGGCUGUGUGUGGUGUGUAUUUGUGUUUGUUAAUUAUGAAUUAUAUUUUAAACUAAUGUAAAUAUGUUACAAAGACAUUAUACAUGCAAAAAAAUACUCCUAUCUCUCUCUCUAUCUAUCAGUACAGUCACUGAAUACAAUGAAUAAAACUAAACACUUUUGCCAUUAACGAUUAUCUGUCAAGAUGUCAACACUGUAGAAAAUUAUUGGGUGUUUUUUUGUUCCUUUUUCUUUCUUUUUCAUUAUGUGUCCCUCCAUUAUGUUUAUUGGCGCUGAGUAAGACCAUGUAUACCCCCUAUUUUUACUUUAGAAAUCUGCUUUAUUAUACUUUCACUUUCACGUUCAGUAUGAGCUGUGUUAGAGGUUGUGUGAAGUUGCUGCUCGAAACUCAACAUUUCCAUAUUGUGAUGUUUCACAAUAAAAGUUUACACAUAACAAAAUACAAGAG
Molecule: messenger RNA, 4551 nt
Organism: Epinephelus fuscoguttatus (brown-marbled grouper)
Lineage: Eukaryota; Metazoa; Chordata; Actinopteri; Perciformes; Serranidae
Product: TRPM8 channel-associated factor homolog
Exons: 12
Coding region: 104-2860 (918 amino acids)
Source: RefSeq, a predicted model, not a curated record